UGCCCUCACCACCGGCAGCAGAGACUUGCCACGUUGCCGUAGACAACAAACUACGCCACCGACGGCUGGAGGGUGCACUCUCCGCCGCUCACCGCCGUGAACACAAGGCGAGUCAAAGCUGGAAGGGGACCGGUGUGCUAGGUGUCUGUCAGGUGGAGCCUCCGGACGCUGUAGCGGUGCAAAAUGCUUACUGACAUGAUAGUGGAGGAGGACUUUGAGAAGGGUGAGGAGCCUUGGUAUGACAAGCAGAACCUUGAACACGAUCUCCAUCUGGCAGCAGAGCUGGGUAAGACGCUCCUUGACAGGAACCAUGAGCUGGAGCAGGCACUGCAGCAGAUGUACUCCACUAACCAGGAGCAGCUGCAGGAAAUAGAGUACCUAACCAAGCAGGUGGACCUGCUGCGUCAGAUGAACGACCAGCACGCCAAAGUGUAUGAGCAGCUAGACACGGCAGCCAGGGAUCUGGAGCAGGGCAACCACAGACUGGUGCAAGACAACCGCCUGGCCCAGCACAAGAUUAAUGGUCUGACAGAGACCAUCGAAGGGCUUCAGACCCACAUGGAGGACCUGCAGGCCCAGCUGGAGGAACUCAGGAACGCCCAGGUAGAGCGCAACAAAAGAGAGCUGGCAGAGCAGAAACGCAACCUUGGAGCGCAGAGCAUGUCCUGUCUGAAAGAAGUCCAUGACCUCCACAGUGACAGGUACCUAGCCCAUAAUAGUCUGCGUGUGGACCCGCUGUGGUCACCCCAGGGCUCUUUCUAUGAGCGAGACAGAUGCCCGGACCCGGAGGAGGAGAAUGCGGCUCUCCAGCACUCGAUCCAGACUCUUCAGAGCCAGGUGGCUGCGGAGCGGAGCCGCAGAGAGGCUGUGGAGCAGGAGAUGGAGCUGACAGCCCGGGAGAACAGGGCUCUAGAGCAGCAGCUGGUGCUGCUGGAGGGCUGCCAGGCCAGGCAGAAGGAGCUCGAGGCCGAAGUGGAGGAGCUCCAGCUUCUGUGGCGGGCAGACUGUGCCAACAGUGCCAGAAGGCUGGACCAGCUGUUGCUGCCUGAUACCGUGUUCUUCAGCCAAGAGGAGAAGGCCAUCUCGACACAGAGUGAGGAGGAAAAGAGUGAAAAAGAGGAGGUGGUAGAAGCAGAGCCACGGCGAUACAGCCGCCAGAGGUGUAGCAGUGACAGCUUUGUGAGAGGGAACACAGAGGAGAUUCAGCGUGGACACGACCAGAUGUGUAUUAGACGAACAGAGGCAGUGAAACAGAGGGGCAUCUCUCUGCUCAAUGAGGUGGAUGCACAGUACAGCGCAUUGCAGGUGAAAUAUGAGGAGCUCCUGCAGCGGUGCCAGCAGGCAGCGAACGGGCUCAGCCAUAAAGCCGUUCAGACGCCCAACAGUCCUCAGGUAAACAUCUGGACCCGCCGACGCCGGUCCAGCUCAGCCAUUUUGUCUGACCUGCCAAUGGUUUUGGAAGAGGGCCAGCAGCCAGAGUACAAGUUUCUCUUCAAAGAGAUCUUCACCUGCAUCCAGAAGACCAAAGACGACCUGAGUGACAACAGACGGUCCAAUCAGGGACAUUGAUUAUCAGGAAUCGGCAAGCAGACCAUACCAGUUGUAUUUUUCAUUGGCCUGGGGUAUGAGGUUUGCGCUCCUUUCUUUCUCAUCUGUGAAAGUUUUUGACAACGGAGAAAUUCUGAGCUUGCCUGUCUUUAAAACAUCUGAAAUUCCAGAGGGUGCUGUGCAGAUGCAGUAUGCACGGUAUCUCCCCCUGUGCAUCUCAGAGAUGUUGCAGUUGUCCUGUUAACUUGAAUUAUCAAUGCUUUUGUCAGUGAGCACUUUUCCUAGCUUCCUCUUAUUCCGUCCAUAUCUAUAAGUUGUAAGCGUGGUGCAAAACAUGUUAUAAUGGUCAGUUAAAUUGUGUAAAAUAUGCAUUUCAAAGUCCUCAUUUAUUUGUCAUUUAAAUAUGCAUCAGAUGUUAUCUAAUAAUUCUUACCUUCAGGAAACUUCAGUGUAUGCAGUGACAGAUAUGCAGGGGUUAUUGUUAAGGCAGAAAUGUUAAGUGAGGUUUAUGUACCGCAUGUUCAGCUUACAUAAAGUACAAUUCUGCGUUUCCCUUCAAAUCCACAAGUAUUAUUUCCAUGCACAGCAGUAUUCAGGCCUCUUUAUUUAAUGAUAAACCUGUGAACACAUGAUCAUUUGGUGCUCGGUUUUGGGAGAGAAAAACACAUAGAAUAUUAUUGUUGAAUUAAUGUGUUCAUCCUAGUUGGCGAUAUAGCUCUUGAUUAUGUGUUUCGCAAACAGAAAUGUUGGAGCAGGACUGAAUGGGGUGCUUUGUAAAGUUAAUAGGAUGAAAAAGUGUAGCUGUGUCAUAGCUAAAAACUAAUGUGUUAGUGAAAAUGGGCACAAUGGCUGAAGUGAGUUGGUUUGUGCAAGUCGACAAUAGUCGGUCAAGAGUCUUUAUGACAGGGUUUUUCUGUUUCCCUGUUCAUGAGUAGCUUAGGCUUAGAUGAGUAUUUACAAGUGGCCCUGUGCCAAUGGGACACCUGACAACUCCUCACUUUUUUAUGACUGAAUCACCGCUCCUGAUUUAUUUAUUUUUGCCAGAGCUUUAGAGAUGAUGAGAUGCUAUUUAUUUUCAUAAAAGUAUUUUUUUUUUGUCACUGUAUUCCAGAUCUAUAAUGUGAUUACUGUAGCUGAACACUCAGAGAUUUAUAAGUUAAGAUUGACUGGAAUUGAAAUUUUCCUGAAUGCUGAGGAUUUUUUUUUUUUGCAGUUGUAAAUAUUAUGUGUUAAAUAUAUGAUCGAGGAAAACAAUGAGUCAAGUAAAGAUUACAGAAGACAUGAUUUCUCUUGUUUGCAAAAUGUCCCUGUUUUGCUUCAAACUGUUCCAAGACAAGCUGAAUUGGAAGUUUCAUGUCCUGCACAUAAUCUUGUUUCUUCUUGUUUGUGUGCGGGGGGAAAAAAGCAAGACAAUUGUCAACAACAGGUCUUUGUUCAGUUUAUUGUACAGCUGUACAGUUUUAGUCAGAGAGCAGAAUGGCUGCAACUUAACAUGCAAUAAUUAAGAGGUCUCAGUUGAAUACGGCAGAAAAUUCAAAUUGUGUGCGGGUCCUCCACUGUGAGGGGCUGAAGCUGAGCUGCUAAUUAAAAUGAAAGCCAAACGAUCUCAGAAUGACCUGCCACUUCUUGUAAUUAUGGAGACAGUCUGUUGCUUACUGCAGCGACUCUCAUCCUGGGUCUAGUGCUCCAGUUUUAAUCAACAAUCUAUGUUUUCAGCACAUUUGAAUUACAGGUGAUAUUGCCGUGAUGUUAUUUGACUUGACGUGUGAUAUGCUAAUGAGAGAAAAAGUUAAUGGAUACAUGUAUUAGUAUACAGCGAUAUUCAUAUAGCAGUAUGCUGUUUUGGAGCUGUGCUUACACUGCUGCUGUCUUCUAUGAUGACUAACAUGUUCUUGCUUGCAGUUAACAAGUAAAAACAGUCAUGCAACA
This is a messenger RNA of Myripristis murdjan (pinecone soldierfish), 3477 nucleotides long. It is a transcript of the gene cdr2a, whose product is annotated as cerebellar degeneration-related protein 2a. The record is from RefSeq and is a predicted model, not a curated record. The transcript has 7 exons. Lineage: Eukaryota; Metazoa; Chordata; Actinopteri; Holocentriformes; Holocentridae. Bases 184 to 1569 code for a protein of 461 amino acids.